AUGCCCGCCUACAACAGCAUAUUCAACGAAGACUCCUCCACUCCUCUCCACCUAAUUGGAAACUUCCCUCUCCUCCCUCUUCGCACAAAAGUCCGCGGACCCGCCUACACACUCCCUCUCGAUCCCUCUCUCCCAGCACAUCUCUCCCCAGAGCCCGAUUCCGAAUCCUACGAUGCAUUAGACGAAGUACUUUCGCUCUUCCGCGCCAACACAUUUUUCCGCAAUUUUGAAAUCCAGGGGCCCCCAGAUCGUCUUUUGAUUUAUGGAAUUUUGUGGGUUAGCGAGUGUAUUGGGAAAGUGAGACCAAAGAUGGAGUUCAGGGAGGCGCAGAAGGAGGUUCAGAAUAUUGCGCUGGAUAGCAAUUUUGCCAUUCCCGGAGAGCCAGGGUUUCCUUUGAAUCAGAUGUUCGAAGCACCCGCCUCAAGACAAGAAGCCGAAACCCUCCGACAGUAUCUAGGGCAAGUGCGUCAGGAAUUGGCAAGUAGAUUGUUAGCACGCAUUUACGAUACUGAGGACAGGAUGCCAAGUAAAUGGUGGUUGAGCUUCACGAAGAGGAAGUUUAUGGGAAAGAGUCUGUGA
Molecule: messenger RNA, 579 nt
Organism: Botrytis sinoallii
Lineage: Eukaryota; Fungi; Ascomycota; Leotiomycetes; Helotiales; Sclerotiniaceae
Exons: 3
Coding region: 1-579 (192 amino acids)
Biological process (GO): Arp2/3 complex-mediated actin nucleation; regulation of actin filament polymerization
Cellular component (GO): Arp2/3 protein complex; cytoskeleton
Molecular function (GO): actin filament binding
Source: RefSeq, a predicted model, not a curated record